UUUUCGUCGUCCACCCGUUUCUCUUUCCCUUGAAAAUCCCCCAACACCACGCAAAUCUUCGAAUAAAUCACUCGCUCAAAUCCUCAAACACACAUUCCUCUUCAGGUUUCCGUACCUGAAAAUUGAAAGCUCGCAACGAAGCAGCAAUCUUGACAUUGUCCUUCCCCAUUCAGGUAGAAACCUGCAAGAAAAUGCUGCUCCGUCGUGCUCUUUCUUCAACUCUCUCUGGGAGUUGUUCUGUUCCCAACUUUCAUUCCCCUUGGAGUUGGAAUUCGGGUCCGCUAUCGUUUCCUGUUUCAUGCAAAUUUUCGCUGCUGGAUGGUGCUACGAAAGUGAGAUUGAACAGUGUGUCGUCUCGGAAAAUUAGAAUGGUUUCAGCAUCUAAUAGUGCUGGAAAUUCAAGCUUCAGUGUAGAGAACACGAGAAAAGUAGUGGAGCAUCUAUGCCUACUCAAAGCAAAGAAAGAUUUAACCGAGGCUGAUGAGAAGGAUAUGUUGGAUUAUCUGUAUACUUGCCAAUAUCAAAUGCGUGGAAUUGUUGCCAUCUCUGUGGGACGCAUCUCCAAUGAAAAUGUAGAAAACUAUACCCAUGCUGUUUUCAUGCGUUUCCAAAGAAAGGAAGAUGUUGCCAAGUUCUAUGAGAACCCAUUCUAUUUGGGAAUUCUCAAGGAGCAUGUAACGCCUCAUUGCAAUGAAAAGCUUUACAUAGAUUAUGAGUCUGAAGUUGAAGAUGAUAUCAUUCCUAUAUUUCGUAAAGGGGAGGAGUAUAACUAUGGUUUAGAGUUUGUUCAUCUUAUUGCAUUUUAUGAGAGUUCAUUUGGUGCCCCUGUGGAAGAUGCAUUGGCAUCUCUUGCUCGGCUGACCAAAGAAUUCCCAUCGUUAAUUGUCCAAUCCACUCAUGGUUCAAAUUUCCAUCCCAGCAGUAAGGACUAUACACAUGCAGUAGUCAUAAGGUUCCGAUCAUCUGAGGCAUUUGAGUUAUUCAUGGGAAGCAAGGAAUACAAUGCUGUCUGGAGAUCGAAAUUCGAGACGAUAAUCAAAAGAUCACUUCCCGUCCAUUUCUCUGUUGACCCGGUGGGAGAAGAGGUUAUGUAGUGAUGGUCAAUCUUUGCGAUUGUAUGUACUAUUACCGCAUCCUUCAUCCUCUGGAGCCCAGGCAUCAAGCAAUGGGAUUAUAACGCCACUAAUUCAUAGAGGUAAACAAAGUUAAGUACAAGCCAUCAGGCUAAUCUGCCAUUGAAUGGAGAAAAGUUGGUCUCAAAUCUCUGCAAGAGUUUUUCUGAUGUUCAUGGAUGGUAGCUGCAGCCUGCAGGGAUUUUCAAGGCCUCCUUGAGAGGUCCAUUGUGAGAGUUGCAUCACGCUAGAGCAUUCCAGGCACAUAUGGCAGUUCCCUUUCUUUGUCGUGCACAGUUCUAUUUUCUGUAAAACUUCUUUUCUACUGUCAUGGGGAAAUUACUACCAAACGCUUUGAUUUCAAUUAGCCUCAGUUCUUAAAUAUGUUUGGUGAAUAUUCGGAUGUACAUUCAAGACGCCAAUCAUGAAAUGGAUCCAGAUCAGUCACGC
Linum tenue is the source of this 1562-nucleotide messenger RNA. The record is from the annotation of a GenBank genome assembly. NCBI's taxonomy places the organism in Eukaryota, Viridiplantae, Streptophyta, Magnoliopsida, Malpighiales, Linaceae.